Acanthosepion pharaonis is the source of this 594-nucleotide messenger RNA. The record is from the annotation of a GenBank genome assembly. Lineage: Eukaryota; Metazoa; Mollusca; Cephalopoda; Sepiida; Sepiidae.
AUGGAAGAUAUAUUUUUGUCGUUCAUCGCUAUAUAUCUAUCUAGGUCGGCUCACAUCUAUUUAUCUAUCUAUCUUUGUUCGACUCAAAUCUGUCUAUCUAUGUCUCUUCACAUCUUUCUAUUCCUCUCUUCUCUCUCUCUCUCUCUCUCUCUCUCUCUAUCAUCCCACAUCUAUCUAUCGCUCCAUCUAUCUAUUUGGAUCGACUCACAUCUAUCUAUCCAUGUCAACUCACAUCUAUCUAUCUGUCGUCUUUCUCUAUCUAUCUAUGUCAUUCUGUCUAAAUCUAUCUAUCUAUUUAUCUAUCUAUCUGUCUGUCUGUCUAUCGAUCUAUCUUUCAUUCUGUUCAUAACUCUCUAUCUAUCUAUCAGUCUGUCCAAAGCUAUCUUUCUAUUUAUCUCAGUCUGUCCAAAGUUAUUUAUGUCUGCCUGUUCAUAUCUAUCUAUCUAUCUAUCUUUCAUUCUGUUCAUAUCUCUCUAUCUAUCAGUCAGUCCAAACUAUCUCUCUAUUUAUCUCAGUCUGUCCAAAGCUAUUUAUGUCAGUCUAUCUAUCUAUCUAUCUAUCUAUCUAUCUAUCUAUUGCAUUCUUGGUGCCUAA